Synchiropus splendidus (mandarinfish) is the source of this 2153-nucleotide messenger RNA. It is a transcript of the gene ldah, whose product is annotated as lipid droplet associated hydrolase. Gene Ontology annotation, molecular function: lipase activity. Gene Ontology annotation, biological process: lipid storage. Gene Ontology annotation, cellular component: lipid droplet. The transcript is spliced from 7 exons. The record is from RefSeq and is a predicted model, not a curated record. Bases 141 to 1085 code for a protein of 314 amino acids. NCBI's taxonomy places the organism in Eukaryota, Metazoa, Chordata, Actinopteri, Syngnathiformes, Callionymidae.
CGACAUACAGCAAGCCACCAAUCAGAGAGCAGCUAUGUGGGACCCGGAAGACAUGGAGGAAUAACAUUUAAAUUGAAUGACAAGAAUGAGGGAGUUGCUCAUCCUAUAAGAUCCUUUCUGGAGUGCGUGUGAAGGUCAUCAUGGCGACAUAUGCAAGAGGAGGAGCUCAGACUGAAUUUGUGUACUGCUGUGGGGCUCUCACGGAGAUUCUCAAGUGUGGCCCCUCACGCUUGGUCCCUCAACACAAGAUUCUUUUCCUGGUCAUUCCUGGUAAUCCAGGUGUGGUGGGUUUUUACAAAACCUUCAUGGAGAGACUCUACGGUCUGUUCGAGUGCCGCCACCCGGUCUGGGCAAUAAGUCAUGCCGGUCACUGUGUACCCCCUGACUCUAUGGAUAUGGUUCAAGAUGCCCAGCAGGCUGCUGCUAGUGAUGUGUUCGGUAUAAGUGGACAGAUAGACCACAAGCUGGCCUUCCUGAAGAAGCAGGUUCCGACAGAAACUCAGCUUAUUAUGGUGGGACACUCCAUCGGCUGCUAUAUCAUCCUGGAGAUGAUGAAGAGGAAUCCUCAGCUUAAGGUUUUGAAGGCCAUCAUGCUGUUUCCAACCAUCGAACGCAUGGCUGUGACGCCCCAGGGGAAAGUGAUGACCCCUGUACUGUGUCAGAUGCGCUACUUGGCCUACCUUCCUCUCUUCCUGCUGUCACUACUGCCAGAGACUCUCAAGAGCAGCCUGAUAAAGCUGGUGUUCGCUGGUAUUCCCUCUUUGGAUCAGAAUGUGAUCAAACCUACAGUGGGAUUACUCAGCGGCGACUGUGCAGCUAAUGCCAUGUACAUGGGGGGGCAGGAAAUGAAGAGAGUUCUUGAAAGAGACAACGUGACCAUCAGAAAAAACCUGGAUAAGCUGAUAUUCUAUUACGGAGCCACUGAUCACUGGUGUCCUGUCCAGUUCUACCAUGACAUCAAGCACGACUUUCCUGCAGGAGACUUCAAACUCUGUACGGAGCAUUUACGCCAUGCCUUUGUUCUGGAUUCAGGCAGCAAAGUAGCUGAGAUGAUUGCAGAGUGGUUAAUCGAGCUCAGGGCAUGAAACUUCUCCUCUGACUCUUGUUUACACAUAUCACAUGCAUUGCGUGAGAACUUGACCUCAUAGAAAGAGUCGAGCAGAGAAGACCUAGUAAAGCGCUACCAAUGACUAAAUCGGAAGAAGAAAGGUCUUCAUUUCAACAUGCAUUGCUGAAUUUAUCAACAUAGUGCCACACUGCUGUUGCGUAAACCUUCCAGCUUUUAGAUUUAACCAAAAUAUGUCUCAUCACAUUUUAAGGACCGAGGACUCUGUCUCUGAUCAUCUUCAGGAAUAAUUUUGCCUUGAGAGUCACAGAGAAAAGAGUCUGGUGGAUCAGCUGUAUCACUGGUGUGAUCCGAUAUUGUGAUUGGAGUGUAAUGGUGUUACUAGGACUUUAGUUUUAGAAAUAUAUGUGCCAUUAAAGAGAUACUUAUUGGGUAUUAUGUCUGAACUCCACAACACCUUAUUGGGAUAAUGAAAGAUGCCACCAUUUAAUGACAUUUUCCCAUGGAAACCCAGAUAACGGCUGUUUCUUGCUUUGAGCAAAGCUCCCACAGACACAGGAAAACAAGGCUGUGUUUGUUAAACAGAUGGUCUCAGGGUAAUAAAGAUGAGACAUUUCUUUGUUCAUCAAAAUAAGAUGCGAAUAAUUCAGAAACAAAACAAUUCAUUGUGUUGGAGGGAUGAUUUCAAUUUAAGAAAUAGCUUUCUCUCUCAAUUGACUUCAACAGCUGGGAUCAUAUUGUGACAUGUUUUUCAUCUAACCGCAACAUUCCACUUUGUCUAUUUCUAUUAUUCACCAAAGGGACAGCUCAAAUGUUUGUUGGCCGUUGGUCAAACAUGUUUCUUGAAAGAACUGUGGAGAAAAAAAGGAAAUCAGAACAUGUUAUAUUAUACUGUUUGUUCAACAAAAUACCUCAAUUUCAAAGGACAAAAGCAGUCUUGUGAUGUUGAUCUGUCUCUGCUUCGUAAAUAAAUUAUUGGUCCCUGUAGUUGUCACUGCACGGCUUUCAUGAAGGUGAGAUUAUUGUUUUGAAAUGUAUUUGUCAAGCGUACAGUAUGCCGCUGGGAUAAUUGCAAUAUAUGCAAUGU